AUGGACAUGGACGGAAAGUGUUGGGUACGUGUGGCUGUGAGUGUGCAAAUGGAGAUGACGGUACCAUUAAACCAGACGGUGGCUGUCAUUGCCCAUGCAAAUGUAACAACUGUCAGGACUCGCUCAUAUCUAGUGACGGAACGUGUGACUGCCCGAAUGACAUUUGCCCUGUGUGUGAUUCUGCCUACGAGCCCGUGUGGGAAGACUGUCGUUGUGUUUGUCGUGAGAAGACCCAGUGCGGACUGUACCCAGCCUGUGUACGAGGCCGACGUGGAGAGCAGUGUGACCAGCCGGACUGUGAACCCUGUAGUUUACAGACAGACAACGGGUUGCAAGAAUGUUUCGGCAACGGCGUUUGCACCCCUCAUAGUUACUUCUGUAGCUCUAGGUGCGUUUGCACACGGUUUUGGACUGGCGUCUGUUGUAAUGUCAGAAUGCCAAGGAACAUGGGAGGUGAUCCUCACCUACAGACAGCAGACGGUAUAUCCUAUGAUUACCAUGGUAUCGGGGAAUUCUGGGAUUGUAAGAGUAGAGCUAACGACUUUGGCGUACAAGUCCGGUUCUUUGGCUAUAAACAGGCGUCACUGGUCGGUGCUGCCGCGGUCAAAAUCGGCCACA
This is a messenger RNA of Lingula anatina, 618 nucleotides long. RefSeq lists its product as uncharacterized. The record is from RefSeq and is a predicted model, not a curated record. Gene Ontology annotation, molecular function: calcium ion binding. Gene Ontology annotation, biological process: motor neuron axon guidance; homophilic cell-cell adhesion. Gene Ontology annotation, cellular component: plasma membrane. NCBI's taxonomy places the organism in Eukaryota, Metazoa, Brachiopoda, Lingulata, Lingulida, Lingulidae.